AUUCUUUUCUCAAACUCCAAUUUUUAAACCUUUUAGGAUUCUGAGCAUAUAUACUUCUUCUUUCUUCUUCUUCUUCUUCUUCUUCUUCUACCUUUUGGCUUCUGUUUCAUUAGCUUAUAAAAAACCAAAACACAAACCCAAAUACAAAGAAACGUUAAUUAGCUUUGUGGAGUGGAGAGAACUUUUAUUGAAAGGAGCUUAACUGUUGGACCAGCUGAGCACUACUUGCCAAAGAUUUGAACUUUCUUGGUUUUUGGGACUGGGAGUUAGAUAAAGCUCAAUUUUUGGGUUUAUUUUGUAUCUGGCAUAGUUUCUUGAACGAGAAUAGCAGGACCUUCAAGGCUGAAAAGGGAAUAUUUUCGGCUUUUUUUUGGAGUGAAUUGUUGGAUGAUCAGGAAACUGUUUUGUCUUUGAGGGAAGCAGUUAAUAAGGUAGAAUAGAAAUGAUGGAUAGGGUGCCAAGAUUGCUUAUGGAGGUUCUAACAGAACCGCAACGAGGAGGAGAGUCUUUACUCGGGUCGAUUAAGAUUGCUGUUUUACCAAUUGCAAAAGUUUUUACCAUGUGCUUCUUGGGAUUUCUUAUGGCCUCCAAGUAUGUUAAUAUUCUUCCGGCUAAUGGACGGAAGCUCUUAAAUGGGCUGGUGUUUUCACUUUUGCUGCCCUGCUUGAUAUUCUCUCAACUUGGACAAGCCAUCACAUAUGAAAAACUGCUUCAAUGGUGGUUCAUCCCUGUUAAUAUUGUUAUCGCCACCAUAUCUGGCUCUAUUAUAGGUUGCAUUGUUGCUUCAAUCGUCCGUCCACCAUACCCUUAUUUCAAGUUUACUGUUGUACAAAUAGGCAUUGGGAAUAUUGGAAAUGUUCCACUUGUUCUGAUAGCUGCACUAUGUCGGGAUAAAUCAAAUCCUUUUGGUGACUAUGAGAUAUGUUCGCGAGAUGGAAAUGCAUACAUCUCAUUUGGCCAGUGGGUUGGUGCAAUUGUUCUCUACACCUAUGUGUUCAAUAUGCUCAAACCUCCUCGUGAAGGCACUUUCGAUGUUCAAGACGCAAAUCUUCCUAUCAAAAAUCCUAACAGAGAUGGCACGCAGAGCCAUCUGGUAGCUAGUUCACCAGAGCAAGUUCCAUUACUUACAACAGACAUAGCACCGGCUGACUCAAGUGGUUCAAAGAAAGGAAAGGUUAAAGAGUUCUUUAAUUUUCUAUAUGAGAAACUGAAGCUCAAGCAAAUAAUUCAACCUCCUAUUAUAGCUUCUGUCCUAGCCAUCAUCAUAGGAUGUGUGCCAAUCCUGAGGCGACAGGUCUUUACUUCCGAUGCUCCACUUUACUUCUUCACUGACAGCUGUUUGAUUCUUGGGGAUGCCAUGAUUCCCUGCAUACUGCUGGCUUUAGGAGGCAAUCUCGUCGAUGGACCAGGACCCGGAAGUUCAAAACUUGGUCUAAGGACAACCGCUGCAAUUGUCUUUGGACGGCUGGUUCUGGUUCCUCCAACCGGACUUGGCAUUGUCAUGUUAGCUGAUAAGCUUGGAUUCCUUCCCGCUGGUGAUAAAAUGUUCAGAUUCGUACUCCUGCUUCAGCAUACGAUGCCCACAUCCGUACUUUCUGGUGCUGUUGCCAACUUGAGAGGAUGUGGGAAGGAGGCAGCGGCGGUAUUAUUUUGGGUUCAUAUUUUUGCUAUUUUCUCUAUGGCUGGAUGGAUCAUCCUCUACCUCAACAUACUGUUUUAAGUUAGGAUCAAACAGCAUUGCUACAAAGAGAAAAAAGAAGAGAUCUUGAGAUGGAAAGUUUUAAUUCCUGUUACCAGGAUCGCGGCAGCCUUUCGAAAAGCAGCUGUUUUUAGCUCAUUCAAUUGCCUCUUCAUUGUUUGAGAUUAAGAGAGAGAUGUAUUGAUAUUAUGUAGGAAUAUUACCUACUACAUCUAUAAGUAUAAUUAGUCAUAAUGGAGUUAACUAAAUUGCUCCUUAUUUGUUCUUUAGCUUCUUCUACUGUAUAACCUUAGCUUAUGCUACCUUGAAACUGGCUAUGUCAAAGUUGGAGUUGACAUUUGGCAAAGACAAAGAUGAGACUUGAUGUUCAUUUGAAAAAAAUAAGUAAUCAGGAAUUAUUUGUGGUA
Molecule: messenger RNA, 2106 nt
Organism: Nicotiana attenuata
Lineage: Eukaryota; Viridiplantae; Streptophyta; Magnoliopsida; Solanales; Solanaceae
Product: protein PIN-LIKES 6-like
Exons: 11
Coding region: 443-1720 (425 amino acids)
Biological process (GO): endoplasmic reticulum to cytosol auxin transport
Cellular component (GO): membrane
Source: RefSeq, a predicted model, not a curated record